UCUCUCUCUCUCUCUCUCUCAUAAAAAUGUUGAGCUCUUUCCUUUCUUUUUUCAAUAGGAUCAAAACAGUAGAUGCCAUGCUAGAACUUGAGAAACCCAACGUAAAAAAUUUUAUAUACAGAGAUGAGUUAAGUAAGAAGCCAUUUUCAAAGAAGCAAAAGAUGAAUGGCAGUACUUGCUUUGAAAGUUCAGAGCCACUGAUCAAGAGGGAAUUGGAAGAUGGGAAACUUUAUGGGGGGAGAUCAAGCUAUGGCAGUGCAGCUGAGGAGAAAGGAGAAGUGAUCAGAGUAAAGAUUAAGAUGACGAAGCAAGAAGCGGCACAAAUGCUUUCCAAGUGCAAAAAUGGAGGAGUUCUCGAAUUCAAGGAUGUAACUUGUGCGCUUGCGCAGAUUCCAACGAGUCGUGUUCGUAUUGACCCGUCACCAGCCACUAACUGUGGUGCUGGUCCAGCAGUUCUGAAGACCAUCUCUGAAGAAUACUGACAGUUAAUUCAAAUAUUUUUACAUAAUUGGGGGUAUUGGUUAAUUUUUUUGGGCCUUCAGAUUCAGUAUGUAGUACUAGCAAAUUAGCAUGUGAAAUUUCACUUGAUGAUUAUGUUCUGAUAUGCUGCAGUUUUCGUUGGAUCUAAUGAAACUUAUAAUUUACUCAA
This is a messenger RNA of Prunus dulcis (almond), 649 nucleotides long. RefSeq lists its product as uncharacterized. NCBI's taxonomy places the organism in Eukaryota, Viridiplantae, Streptophyta, Magnoliopsida, Rosales, Rosaceae. The record is from RefSeq and is a predicted model, not a curated record. The coding region runs from base 27 to 482 and encodes 151 amino acids. The transcript has a single exon.